This is a messenger RNA of Sporothrix schenckii 1099-18, 435 nucleotides long. RefSeq lists its product as uncharacterized. The record is from RefSeq and is a predicted model, not a curated record. The transcript has a single exon. Bases 1 to 435 code for a protein of 144 amino acids. NCBI's taxonomy places the organism in Eukaryota, Fungi, Ascomycota, Sordariomycetes, Ophiostomatales, Ophiostomataceae.
AUGCACCAUCCCCCGAGCGUCAGCGGCCAGUCGCACGCCCUGAUUCGCUCAUGUAGCUGGCUCCACCCAGCCUUUCAUCUUUCGUUGCUCUUUGUCCCCUUUCGCCAGGCCGUCCCCCUCUACCGCAUGGGCCCCAAAUGGCUCCUUCCCCUUAGCCUACCGAAAAAGAGUCGCCAUGGAGUUAUAUGGCUGUCGGUCGAGGCCUGGAAGCAGGUCUUCGCGCCCACUGCUCUGGCCUACCAUGCCCGUCCUCUUGCCCUUUCCCACCGACGCUUAGUGCGCGCCCCUUUGUGUCUCCCCUCUCACACUCCACUGCCUCUCAUCACUUUGCUUCCUCCCUCGUUUGCUCUACCGCCGCUGCCAAUUCGACGUUUUCGACGCUCUGCCGUUCCUUUCUUUUCCCUUGCAUCGUCGAAUCCCUUUCCCGACGUUUGA